AUACACACAACUUAAUUAGCUUCUUUUGUAGAUAAGAACCACCGAACAAACUUUAAAAAAGAAACUCCCGAGGCAAAAAAGAGUUCACCAAUCACCAUGCCUUUUCUUCUCCCAACCUCUUCCUCCAAAACGACGGCCACCGUCAUCAUCGCCGGCGUUUUAUCUGUUGCGGCGGCGGUUGUUUUCGCAGUCCCUUUCGUUUCGCAUUCCGUGGCGUCUUGCUUUCCGAUCAUCUACGAUAACACAGUCUUCCUCCUCAAGCCACCGUAUCUUUACUUAGUCAUCAACUGUAUCGUCGUCUCCAUCGUCGCUACAUCUAAGCUCACGCAGAAAUCGUAUUCCAGUAUCGAUGGUUCUGAUAUCGACACCGGUUAUUUAAACGUGCCUCACGUCGCCGCUUCUGAUUAUACCGGAUUUGUCGAGGAUGAUGCUCCGACGGCGGAAGGUGGCCAGAGAUUUCCAGAAGUCGUCGAUGAUGAGAAGGUGAUAAUCGAUGAUGGAGAAGAUCAGCAGACAGAGACGGAGACGCCGAAACCGAGCAACGAUUCGCCGGAGUCGGAGACGGAGAAGCUAAAACCGAGCAGCAAUUCGCCGGAGACGAAGAAGCCAAAACCGAAGAGUGAUUCGAUUCUGAAGAAUACGAGGAAACCGCCGAGAUUCGGUCAGCAAAAAUCGCUUAGGAAUAGUCCAGAAGCAGGUGGUGGGGGAAAUAAAAAGUCGGCGUUGGGAGUGUCAAAGCCACCGAGGAGGCAAGACACGCUGGAGACGACGUGGAAGAAGAUAACGGAAGGACGCUCGACGCCGUUAACGAAGCACUUGACGAAAUCCGACACGUGGCAGGAAAGGACGCACGUGCAGAGUUCAAAGGAGAAGAAGAUGACCAAGUCCGAGAACUUAAAUGACAUAAAUGCCCCUGCGGAGGCGGAGGAGGAGGAGGAGACGCUGCGGAAGACGCGGUUGAAACGCGAGCCGUCACCGGGUCAGGAGGAGUUGAAUCGACGUGUGGAAGCGUUUAUCAAGAAGUUCAACGAGGAGAUGAGGUUGCAAAGACUAGAAUCUUUGGCUAAGUAUAAAGAAAUGGUAAAUGGAGGGACUCGUUUGUAAAUUUUCGUGUUUUCUUUUCUCUUUUAGCUGUCAAUGAACACGAGAAAAUGACGGCACCGGCACCGGCACCGGCACAGUCGCAAAAGUUGACUCUUUUUUAGAACCACUUAGAAGUUGUUGAAUUUCCCUUCCAGGGAACACAUUUCAGAAAUAACGCAAAGUAGGAAUAUAAAUAUAAAAAUGGUGUACUUAUGUCCAAAGCCAAAAGAAAAAAGAAAUGAUAAAUGUGUACCACUCAGAAGUGUGAUUAUGAUUGUUUGUGUCAAAAAUCACACUAAUCUUGUGGUUUGAAAUGAAGGGUAGACAGAGGCUACACAAUAGUGAUCGAAUUUUUUGUUUUUGUUUUAAAUAAA
Molecule: messenger RNA, 1457 nt
Organism: Eutrema salsugineum
Lineage: Eukaryota; Viridiplantae; Streptophyta; Magnoliopsida; Brassicales; Brassicaceae
Exons: 2
Coding region: 97-1104 (335 amino acids)
Source: RefSeq, a predicted model, not a curated record